UUUACUGGGGGUAUAUAUAUAAAAAACCCGAUCAUGUGAACUUAUUUCCAAUUUCCAAAACAUCGACUUUUCAUUUGCUUCACAAUGGGAACCGCCGUUAAUCUCCUCCGCCGUCGCGUUCCUCCGGCGAUCUCUGGUUCCCUCUUCCCCCACACUCCUUUCAGAAACCUUAAACCCAUUACCUCUCCAAAUCCCUUCAGUUCCAGUCCUCCUUUCUGCGCUACCAUUUCCUUUCGGUCCUUCUCGUGGUAUUCGUGGACUGCUGGUCCCAAGGCCGACGACAAGGAUUCCUCUCCUGAGAGCGAUGGGUCUGGAGAGGGGUUGAUUCAUGUGGGCGAUCCUGGGGCUGGAUUGGCGUUGUUGGGUUCGGAGUUGGAUGGGGCUGUGCUUUCGGAGGCAGCCGUCAGUGAUGCGAGUUGGUACCAAUAUCCUGUUCAUGGUGUUGUUUCUCUGCUCGAAGGGUUUCAUGACUUCAGUGGCCUCCCAUGGUGGGUAGUAAUCCCCACAUCAACUCUAGCCCUUAGAGCUACCCUAUUUCCUGUUCUUCUUUUGCAACUAAAGAAGGUGGGAGAGAUUGCAAGAUUGUAUCCAAAAUUGCCUCCUCCUUUGCCGCCACCUUUAUCAGGAAGGAGUUACCGAGAGCAGUUCUUGCUUUUCCAAAAGAAAAAACGAGAACUGGGCUGCCCCUCAUACUUGUGGAGCUUUGCGCCCUUCUUUAUUCAGUUUCCUUGUUUUUUACUUUGGAUGGCCAGCAUUCGGACAAUGUGUCUAGACCAUCACCCAGGAUUUGAAAGUGGUGGCAUAUUGUGGUUCCAAGAUCUCACUUGCUAUCCACAUGGUGUCUUUGGUCCUAUCUUUCCAAUCUUGAUUGCUGGUCUGCAUUACACCAAUGUUCAGGUUUCUUUCCAGACAUUUAAGGUCGAAAAACUGCAAGGAGUUUUAGGCUUGUUGGCAAGAUAUUACAAAUUAUACCUGGAUGUUCUGGCCAUCCCAUUAGUUUUUAUAGGAUAUUGCGUUCCUCAGGGUAGUUUGGUCUAUUGGGUAACAAACAGUUCGUUGACCUUGUUUCAGCAACUAUGUCUCAGAAGCCCAUAUGUUCGUAAGAAAUUGGGUUUGCAUGAUGAAAAGGCUUUGUUGCAUAAAAGUCCAACAGAAAGCAUUGGAGAGGAGAACAAAGGUCCAUUGGAGCUUCAAAUAUCUGCAGAAAGUCUCUCCGCAGAGAAGUUACUUGAUUUUGCGCUUGAAGAGUUAGCAAAGGGCCAUCAAGAUAGUGCACUCCCUCUAUUACGAAUUGCAACAGAAAAGAAUCCUGAAUUGCCAAGAGCUCAUGUUGCUUUGGGCCAGAUACUAUGUUCAAAAGGAUUAUUUGCUGAAGCCUCUGAAUCUUUCCAACAGGCAAUCCCAAAGAUUGGACAAGAAGAUGUUGGCCUUCUUUCUCUGGCAUAUUUUGGUGCAGGUGUUUCACAAAUUUGGCAGGGAAAUAAAUCAGAGGGGAUUGAACAUUUGAAAAGAAUAGCCGAGUUGACAGAGCCAGAAAACCCUAUGGAGAAGGCUUGCUACUACCGGGGUUUGGUUAUGUUAGGAAGCACUUUAUUUCAACAAGGAGAGAAAAUCGAAGCUGCGAAAUAUCUUCGAAGAGCUGCAGCCUAUGAUCCUGCAGUGUUUGCAUAUGUAAAAGAAUGUGAAGAGAUAGGAGAAGAUCAAAAGAAGCAAUCAGCUGACUCUAACUAAACUCAAUCAGGACGAACAUACUAGUCUUUGACUUUGCGAAGGAGUCUGCAGGACGAACAUUAUUUUAUUUAUUAGGUACAACGUUGUUUAAUGGGUAUGGUUGAUGUUAUAUGUAUAACGGUUGAAAACUUAAGAGGAAGUCAUUCUUUUCCUGUAAAGGAUUCAUUGAUUCAUAAUGGUGUUUAACACAAAAGCUUA
Molecule: messenger RNA, 1929 nt
Organism: Dioscorea cayenensis subsp. rotundata (Guinea yam)
Lineage: Eukaryota; Viridiplantae; Streptophyta; Magnoliopsida; Dioscoreales; Dioscoreaceae
Product: ALBINO3-like protein 2, chloroplastic
Exons: 14
Coding region: 85-1731 (548 amino acids)
Biological process (GO): protein insertion into mitochondrial inner membrane from matrix; mitochondrial respiratory chain complex IV assembly
Cellular component (GO): mitochondrial inner membrane
Molecular function (GO): protein binding; membrane insertase activity
Source: RefSeq, a predicted model, not a curated record